Molecule: messenger RNA, 1215 nt
Organism: Aureobasidium pullulans EXF-150
Lineage: Eukaryota; Fungi; Ascomycota; Dothideomycetes; Dothideales; Saccotheciaceae
Product: glycoside hydrolase
Exons: 3
Coding region: 1-1215 (404 amino acids)
Biological process (GO): carbohydrate metabolic process; chitin catabolic process
Cellular component (GO): extracellular region
Molecular function (GO): chitinase activity; chitin binding
Source: RefSeq, a predicted model, not a curated record
AUGGCAUACCAACACGGCUAUCGUGCCGUCUCAUACUUCGUGAAUUGGGCAAUUUAUGGCAGGAACCAUCAGCCCCAAGACUUGCCUGCAGACAAACUCACCCAUGUCCUCUAUGCAUUCGCCAACAUCAAGCCUGAUACUGGGGAAGUACAUCUUACCGACGCUUGGUCAGAUACAGACAAGCAUUACGACGGGGACUCCUGGAACGACGUCGGAACCAAUGUCUACGGCUGUAUGAAACAGCUCUUCCUGCUCAAAAAGCGCAACCGCAAUCUCAAGAUUCUGCUCAGUAUUGGUGGCUGGACUUACUCUCCCAACUUUGCCGGACCUGCAUCUACGGAGGCUGGCCGUCAAUGCUUUGCCAACAGUGCUGUAGCUCUACUCAAAGACCACGGUCUCGAUGGUCUAGACGUCGAUUGGGAGUACCCGGCAGACGACGCGCAGGCUCGCGACUACGUACUCCUCUUACGAGCCACGAGACUUGCUUUGGAUGCAUACUCUCACUCCCUGCCAGGAAACCCUCACUUUGCCCUCACUGUGGCUGCUCCGUGCGGUCCUGAAAACCUCCAUCGUAUGCACCUGCGCGAGAUGGAUCAAUAUCUCGACUUCUGGAACUUGAUGGCAUACGACUUCACUGGUACAUGGAGUACACAUGCUGGCCAUCAGACCAAUAUUGCACCCUGCCAACAGAAUCCACAGUCAACACCUGUGAGCACUGAAGAUGCCGUCCGCUGGUACACGGAACACUGCGGCAUCCACCCGAGCAAGCUUGUGAUUGGCAUGCCAUUGUACGGCCGUAGUUUCGCCAACACUGACGGACCUGGCGCACCGUAUUCAGGCGUUGACUCUGGAGCUAGUUGGGAAGCUGGAUCCGGUAUCUGGGACUAUAAGGCUCUCCCCCGCCCAGGAGCGACCGAACACCACGACCCUUCCGCCGGCGCAUCAUGGAGCUACGACCCCUCCUCCCGCGUCAUGAUUACCUAUGACAAUCCAGCCUCUUCGGCCGCCAAAGUCUCCUACAUUCAGCAAAGAGGAUUAGGAGGAGCCAUGUGGUGGGAAAGCAGUGGAGAUAGAACAGGUGAGGGCAGUAUCAUCAGCAUGGUUGUCAACGGUGUGGGUGGAUAUGGCGGUAAACAUAUGCAGAAGGUCGAGAACUGUCUGGAAUAUCCGCACAGCAAGUAUGAUAACUUGAGGAAGGGGUUUCCCGGGGAGUAG